Molecule: messenger RNA, 1809 nt
Organism: Beauveria bassiana ARSEF 2860
Lineage: Eukaryota; Fungi; Ascomycota; Sordariomycetes; Hypocreales; Cordycipitaceae
Product: gamma-glutamyltranspeptidase
Exons: 4
Coding region: 1-1809 (602 amino acids)
Source: RefSeq, a predicted model, not a curated record
AUGCCUCUAACUAGCCAUUCCGUCUUCCAAGAGCCCGCGCGGGACAUGUAUAGAUUCGCGUCCCGCCGCAGCGUCGUUCACAGUACCGAGGGUAUAGUGAGCUGCUCGCAGCCUCUAGCCGCCAAGUGCGGACUCGACAUCUUGCGCGCUGGAGGAAAUGCUGCUGAUGCAGCUGUUGCUGUCGCUGCCGGUCUGAACCUCACGGAGCCCUGCUCUACUGGUAUCGGCGGCGACAUGUUCAUCCUCUUCUGGGACGCCAAAGCCAAGCAGGUCAAGGCCAUGAACGGCUCGGGCCGCUCAGGCGUCCAGUACACGCUCGACCACGUCCGUGGUAAGCUGGGCCUCCAGGACGGUGACGUGGGAGGUAUUCCCAAGCAAAGCCCGUUCUCCAUCACCGUGCCCGGCGCCGCGGCCGGCUGGGUUGACACGGUCGAAAAGUUUGGAAGCGGCAAGCUCAAUCUUGCGCGAAUUCUGGCACCGGCAAUUGCGCUCGGCGAAAAGGGCUUUCCCGUUUCUGAAGACGCCGCGUACAGCUGGAUGGCCUCGGAGAAGCAAAUCCGCAAUGCCUCUCCCAACUUUGCCGAGAUGCUCAAAAAGGACCCCUCGGCGGAGGCAGGCGUGCGCGCCCCGCGUCCGGGAGAAAUCAUGAAGAACCCGACGCUGGCGCAGACGUUCCGCACCCUUGCCACAGAAGGUAAAGCCGGGUUCUACAGCGGCCGCAUCGGCGAGGCACUCGUCAAGGUGGUGCGGGAUCUCGGCGGCGAUUUGACGCUGGAUGACCUCCAGCACCAUCUCGACACGGGCAGCGAGCCCGUGGAGCCCAUCUCGCUCAAGUUCCGCGGGCAGGGCCAGGACGCCGACGCGGGCAUCGAGCUGUGGGAGCACCCGCCCAACGGCCAGGGUAUCGUCGCGCUCAUGGCGCUGGGCAUCAUCCAGGAGCUGGAGAAGCAAGGCAAGAUCCCGGCGUUUGAGCCCAAAGACUUCAACACUGCGCCGUACCUGCACGCCAUCAUCGAAGCGCUGCGCAUCAGCUUCGCUGACGGCAGCUGGUUCGUCGCGGACCCAAACGUCAGCAAGGUGCCGGCAAAGGAGCUCAUUUCCGAGGCGUACCUUGCCGAGCGAGCCAAGCUCUUCGACCCGGCCAAGGCGCUUGACACGGUCGACCACGGCGACCCGUCAUCUGCGUCCCCCGCGCUGCGCAGCAGCGACACGGUGUACUUUACCGUCGCCGACUCGGAGGGCAACGCGGCAUCCUUUAUCAACUCCAACUACGCCGGAUUCGGCACGGCCGUGAUUCCUGCCGGCUGCGGCUUCACGCUGCAGAACCGCGGCGCCAACUUUUCCCUGACGCCGGGCCACCCCAACGCGCUGGCGCCGCGCAAGCGUCCGUACCACACCAUCAUCCCGGCGCUGGCGACCAACAUCAAGGACAGCUCGCUGCACUCGGCGUUUGGCGUCAUGGGCGCCUUUAUGCAGCCGCAGGGCCACGUGCAGGUGCUGCUGGGCCAGGUGGUCGGGCGCCUAACGCCGCAGCAGGCGCUGGACGCGCCGCGCAUCUGCAUCGGCGCCGGCUACGACCAGCCGGGCAACGCGACGGGGUGGACGGUGAGCGUCGAGGAGGGCAUGCCGGCAGAGACGAUUGAGGGGCUGAAGAAGCUCGGACACAACGUGAGCGUGGUCACUGGAUCUGGCCGCUCGCUGUUUGGGCGCGGUCAGAUUAUCCGCUACGUGGUUGAUCCAGUAGACAAUACACCCAUCUGGUCUGCGGGUAGUGAUCCUCGCGCAGACGGCGGCGCGUAUCCCCUAUAA